Molecule: messenger RNA, 2059 nt
Organism: Tripterygium wilfordii
Lineage: Eukaryota; Viridiplantae; Streptophyta; Magnoliopsida; Celastrales; Celastraceae
Product: fructokinase-like 2, chloroplastic
Exons: 5
Coding region: 117-1838 (573 amino acids)
Biological process (GO): etioplast organization; chloroplast organization; plastid transcription
Cellular component (GO): chloroplast nucleoid
Source: RefSeq, a predicted model, not a curated record
UGAAUCCAGUCUCCCUCACUCUCUUCUAUUUCCAGUCUCGUCUUAAAACCCUGGAGGCAUGCGACAAAGUAGUGAAGAAGGAAUAUCCAAAACCCGAAGCAGCUGAAGCUUGAAAAAUGGAAUCUCUCCCUUUCACUCAAUUCCUUUCAUUACCCAGGUGGCAUUUUAGUCCGCUGAAAAGCCCGGACCUGGUGCGCUUCCAGGACUUGAGUAGAUUGAAAAGUAAGUGGGUGAUUGCUGCUAUGUCUAGAAAGAAAGUUGUACAGGAUUUGGCUCAGGAGGGUGCUAGUGAUAAUGAGGCUGUUGUGAAGAAAACAACUAGAACUGCUAAAAGAACUGCUACAAGGGUAAGGAAGAAGAAGGCAUCAAAGGAUAUUCCGGCAGAGAAUUCUGAAUUGGAGGUAACUAAUUAUGCUAUGGAUGAGGAAAGUACUGUCUCCACUUCAACGGAAGAUUCCAAGAAAACUCCAAGAAGACGCAGGAAAGCUGCAUCUGCUUCAGCUGCAGUGGAGGAAGAGAAAACAGAGAACACGGUGAGGACGAGAAGGAAGACUAGGAAAAAGGAUCAGGUUGUGGAAGAUCAAGCUAGUGAAUUAGAAAUAAGUGAUCAAGAGGAGUCUUCAUUUAUCAAAAAUGUGGAGGAUGAUGAUGAGGACGACCUAGAAUUGGAAAUGCAUGAGGUAGAAGAUAUUAGCUUCACCUAUGGCUGGCCUCCUCUUGUUUGUUGCUUUGGUGCUGCACAACAUGCUUUUGUGCCCUCUGGAAGGCCAGCCAACAGACUUAUAGACUAUGAAAUCCAUGAAAGAAUGAAGGAUGCAUUAUGGUCACCCGAUAGCUUCGUUAGGGCCCCUGGGGGAUCUGCAAGUACUGUUGCUAUUGCUCUUGCAAGUUUGGGUGGUAAAGUGGCAUUCUUGGGAAAACUCGGAGAUGACGACUAUGGUCGGGCCAUGCUAUAUUAUAUGAAUGUGAACAAUGUUCAAACACGAUCAGUUUGCAUUGAUAGUAGAAGGACAACAGCCAUAUCACACAUGAAGCUUGCAAAGAGAGGUCGCCUGAGAGCCACUUGUAUCAAAACUUGUGUUGAGGAUUCUCUCUCAAAGUCUGAUAUAAAUGUUGAUGUGCUGAAAGAGGCAAAGAUGUUCUACUUCAGCACACACUCCCUUCUUGAUCAAAACAUGAGAUCAACUACGCUGCGAGCCAUCAGAAUUUCAAAAGAAUUGGGAGGGGUUAUUUUCUAUGAUGUGAACCUUCCAUUGCCACUAUGGCAGUCUAGCGAAGAAACCAAGAUGUUCAUACAAAAAGUGUGGAAUCUGGCAAACAUUAUCGAGGUUACUAAACAAGAACUUGAGUUCCUGUGUGGAAUUGAGCCUGUGGAGGAAUUUGACACGAAAACAAAUGCUAGAUCUAAGUUUGUCCACUACGAACCCGAGGUUGUUGCUCCACUUUGGCAUGAAAAUCUUAAGGUUUUGAUUGUAACAAAUGGGACUUCAAAGAUACACUACUACACUGAGGAACAUAAUGGUGCAGUGCAUGGUAUGGAGGAUGCCCCUAUCACUCCUUUCACUGCUGAUAUGUCAGCCUCUGGAGACGGCAUUGUUGCAGGUCUUAUGAGAAUGUUGGCACUUCAGUUACAUCGCAUUACUGAUAAAGAAUACUUGGAACGAACGAUCAAGUAUGCUAUUAACUGUGGGGUCAUCGAUCAAUGGCUGCUUGGACGGGAACGAGGCUUCCCUCCUAGGGAAGACGCGGAAGAAGAAGUCGAACCUGAUCCAAAUGGCAUAAGGUCAAUAACAGAAAAGGAAUACCGCACAGUAGGUGCAGUGAACCCCGUGAGUUGAUUCAGAUGGUUGCCCGUCUCUGCCUAACAUGCCUUAAAUUGGCUGGUAUUUUUUUUUAUAACCUGUAAAGUUACUUGAGUGUUAAUCUGUAUCAGCAAUUUUGUUGUAGUGUUGAUUCCAUAACAAAAAUUCGAGUGGAAACUUCUCUCAUCAGUUAGUAGAUUUAGAGAUAUCCAGAAAGAAUUUUGAUAGGCUUCCAAAUUCCAUUGGUUACUUGAAUC